GUUUACGAAUCACACCUAAAUAAAUUUCAGUCAUAGUUGAAACACACAACGCGCUUCUUAUUGCAAUAGAAGUGGCUUAGAGUCAAGACAAACGCAUUUAUCUAGAUAGAGAGGAGAGAGCAGGGGGCAUAGGCAAAAUGGCGGUGGUACUUGAGGACUCUCUGGAUAAGAUGAUUCAGCAGAUGGCUGACUGCGAUAAGAUUCCAGUUGAGUAUAUGGAUCUGCUGACCCAUCGUAUAAGAUGUCGCAAAAUCGAGAUCUUUCACUAUGACGACGAGGUCAGCUUCACUACCGACGGCGGCGAGGAGGAACAAGAGCUGAGCCUGGAUCAUUUAAUGACCGAGGAUCGCACCGAUGACGAGGAUCGCACCUUGAAAAUUGUCGGUGAAAUCGAUUGCCUACUACGCCGCAUCGAGCAUAUGCAAUUGGCCAUCAAGCACCGUCAGGACUAUGUGCGGGGCUCCGAUAUGAGCUACCCCACUACCGAGCUGGAGUCGUCGUCGGGCACGCCUGUGCCAGAGCUGGGCGUCUUUGAGUUCAAGGAGUGCAUGCCCGUGAAGGUGAAGAGGGUGCUGAGUCCGUACCAGCAACAGCUGGCCGCCAACGAGCUGCCCAUGGACGAGCCGUUCCACAUUGUCCUCAACCGGAUGGAGGAGCUGGCGGUGCGCAAUCUACAGCACGCCCAGCAUCGCCUGCAAUGCGAGAUCGAUGAGCUGCUCUGCAACUAUCGUCUGAUACGCACUCUGCUCGGCAAGAUGCGGCGCCAGAUGUGCCAGGAGAAUCGACGUGUUCGCAAGCUGGGCGAGUUCACGCAGCAAUAUAAGGAAUGGAGCCAGGAGGUGGUCAAAGAUCUGCCCGCUUGUAAGCAGAACUUCGCUGUUAUGGUGCAGAAGAAGCUCUGCAAGCAUGAAGGCAGAUGCAUCAUUAGAGCUCACAAGGCAAAGGAGGCCGAGUUCAUUAGAACUUUUCUGAGCUAUCGCCAGCUGAACUACGAGAUACGUGAGUUCGAAUUGGAAAUCAAGGAGCUGCAACAGUACUGUAACGAUCUCAACAAGGAGAUGGUGAUGCGCUUUGACAUCCUUGAGGAGGAGGCGAGCGAUACCUCAGAAACCUGUGAAGAAGUUUGCGAUCUAACUAUCUAGAGCGAAGUCAACAAAUAUUCAAAGAUUCACAUCUCGAGAAGUGUUGGAGGUCUUCUAGUGAUUAUUUUCUAUAUCC
Drosophila arizonae is the source of this 1218-nucleotide messenger RNA. RefSeq lists its product as uncharacterized. The record is from RefSeq and is a predicted model, not a curated record. NCBI's taxonomy places the organism in Eukaryota, Metazoa, Arthropoda, Insecta, Diptera, Drosophilidae.